AGAUGCUCACAGUCUGACACACACUUGCUCCUACACACACUCUCUUUCUCACACACACACACACACACACACACACACACACAUACUCACACACACACUCACACACACACACAUACACACACACACUCAUGCACACACACUCAUGCACACACACUCAUGCACACACAGCGGGCAUCGUUCAGCCAGUCCGGCCAGUAAAGAGGGAUGAAACAGAUCAGAGGAAACCCUACAAGUCUCGCUUCGUAUGACCCACGGAUCAGGAGGUAACACAAAAAGUCCUCCGUACAAAGAAGCGCUGGACACAGAGACACACUGUUAAAGGUUUUGGCCAAUCAGGGAUAUCAUCGAUCCUGUCCAAUCAGGGCACUGGGGUGGCAAACCGUGUCUCCUUGCAAAGAGUGAAGCCCAUCUCUGUGCGCUUGCAGGGUCAAGAGAGUAGCAGCUCAAGGGUCCUUCUCUCCUACACCUUAGGAACCCGCUGAUCUGUUACUCUCCAGGUUCUCCAAACGGUGGCUAUGUCGUCGCCCUCCCUUCCUCUCCCCUCGCUGCCCCCCAGCCCCCUAGCCAUGGAGUACCUCAAUGAUUUUGACUUGCUCAAGUUUGAGGUGAAGCCUGACACUCCCCCACCUCCUCAGCAACCAUGUUCCUACUCCAAAGUAGGCCUCCAGCAGCAGCGGGACACCUCUGGCUCCCCCUAUGUGGUGCGCCCCCCUCCAGACUCCAGCCUCAGCUCCAGCCCCUACACUUCCCUGCCACCUUCCCCGACUCUUAGUGAUGCCCAUCCACCUCCGUCGGCCUCAUCCUCCUCCUCCUCUUCGCUCUCCUUCCCCCUCUCAGUGUCCACUGGCUAUGUCUCUGGACUCAGUCAGGCCUCUCAGGGCAAUCAGGAUGGCAGCCCUGCCCCAAGUGCUCUGCCACAGUGCCCCAAUCCUGCCUCUUUGGAAGACCUCAUCUGGUUGGCCGCUCUGCAGCAACAGUUUGGGGGAGAGGCAGGAGGUGCUGCUUCUCUCUUGGGGGCCCUUGGGGGGGCACCAGAGAGAGGGGACAGGGAUAGGGGUCCCAUCGGGGGGUUCCUGGGAUGUGAAGAUGCCGUGGAGGCGCUGCUCAACUCAGCUGCUGCGGCUGUAAGUUCACAGUUUCCUGUCCUGUCACAGAGCUCUGGAAGCAGUAACUUGGGAGAUUCCAGUAGCGAGAGUGGAGGUGAUGUAGCCGUCAGCAAAGCCUCAGAGCUGUGUCACCGUCCUCUCCUUUUCGUCUCCUCCGCCCCUCCCUCUCUCCACAGCGCAAACCCAACCACUGCCCCGUACCCCCAGCCCCCCAGCCCACAGGGCCGUCUUCAUCACUCGCAGCACCACCAUCAUCACCCCCAUCAUCCCAUGCAUGGCAAUCACAGUCACCAUCAUCACCAUCAGCUCCAAGUUAGUCAGUGCGCAGUGGAUGAGCGUUUCUCGGACGAGCAGCUGGUCAGUCUGUCUGUGCGGGAACUGAACAGGCACUUGCGUGGUGUGAGUAAGGAUGAAGUGGUUCGCCUGAAGCAGAAACGCCGGACACUGAAGAACCGUGGCUAUGCCCAGUCCUGCCGGUACAAACGGCUGCAGCAUCGGCACGCACUUGAGUCUGAGAAACACCUCCUCACGCAGCAGCUGGAGCAGCUGCAGUGUGAGCUGUCCCGUGUGUUGAGGGAGCGGGACGCCUACAAAGCUCGUUACGAGAAACUCGUUAAUUCUGGUGAAGCCCCACCCACUCAAGCCAACAACCCGCCUUCCCCGCCCCCAGACUACUUCCUAUGAUGCUCUUUGCGGAAAGGAAAGGACUGGAGAGCAGUGAGAUGACAGAAGAAGCAAACUGCCCCAUCCCAGCGAGCUAGCCAGUCUCUCAGAUGAUGUUGCGGGAGGUGAGAGGGGAGCAGGAGGGGGGGCCUCAACAGUGAAAUAAGCUACUUAACCAAAGCGGGUUCAAUUUGACUGUCAAAUUUGGGCUCAACCUGAAGCCCUAGAAUCCAACUCCAUAAAGACUGUGCUCUCUGCUGCUGGCCAACGUUUCACUGUGAGGUUUUGUAGUAGCACAAUAAAAAAAAGGCUUUUCUACUUUUGAAUGCAUUCUCAUCUUUUCAGCACACAUGCCCUGUCCAUGUUGAAAGAGACUGACCACAGAAAGGACAAUUAGAGAGAGCCGUCUGGUAACACCAGACAUCAGAGUGCUAGCAAGGCUCUCACGUAGAGCCGUCGGACUUCACAUACUCCUUGUGCUCUCAUAGGAUGGUUUUCACCAUGUGCCACAGCUCCAAACUGACCUGUUGGAUCAGGACGUUGUCAAAGAUGAGUCUAACUGCUGCUCUAUAACCUUUUGAUCAAGACUGUAUGAAUCAUAAGGUUAAUCUUUUUUGUGUUUGAGUGAUCAGAUUCCCAAAGGUCAAUGCAAAUCUCACAUUAUAUAAAGCAUAUAGGUCUGAAAGGGGAACCUUGAGUUCAUGUAAAAUUGUAAACGGCAAGUGUUUCUUUUAAUCAGAGACGCUGAGGUUGAAUACAUUAAAAAGCAAGCUCUACAAGCUUUCAAGGACAUUGCUGUGUAGUGUUGCAUUCUGACACCUCAUUCGUUCCGGAGGAGAAGACAGUACAAUUUAGCAUAACACACAUUAUUGCAAUAAAUAUGCUGGUUUUGAAAGACUUGCUGGUUUGGGAAUGGACAUAUGCACUCAACAGGAGAAUGUGUUGAGCUUUUUGCAAGUGAUUGGAAUGCAAGGCAUCCUGUGUUGUGGCUUUAGGAUGGGCCUACGAUUAGCAUGGCUGAGUGAAUUAAAUGGUUUUGAGUGAUUGUGUCUUUCACUAUGUCUUAAUAUGUAGUGAGCUGUUUAUGUAGGCAACAUUUUAGGUCAUCGAAUGCACCUCCUCGACGUGGAGGCUGUCUCAAGGCAGUGAACAGAAGAUGUGGCGAGUGAUGACUUUGCUAAAUUGUUCUCUAGCUAGGUCUGUUGCCUUCGGCUAUUGUUUCAAUAAUCAACAAGCUUUUGCUUACCUAGCUAGCAAGGUUGUUACAAUCUUGUUGAAAGUUGUCAGAAAGGUGACAUUAGCAAUUGGGAAUAAUUUGUGAUGUAUAGCCUAAAUACUGUAUGUUGCCUACUAAUCUGAUUUUAGUCAAAAUCUAAGGCACUCACGUAUCCUAAAUGGAUAAGGCAACCUCACAGUGCAAUCCAACAAGUUUUAAUUCAUGAUGAGGCUAAUUUUAAAAUGUAAGCCUUUUUCAACCCCUUUAUGGAGAAUUUGAGGACUAGUCUCGACACAUUUAUAGACACUAGCUAGUUCUGUUGCCUCAAGCUGUUGUUUCAAAUAGCCAACUAGCUAGUAAACUUUAGAUUAGCUAGCUAGUGCUGGGUCGUUACAAUCUUGUUGAAAGUUGUCAGCUACGUAACUUUAACAAUUGGGAAUAAUUAGUGAUGUAUAUGCUAAAUACGUUGCCUACCUAUCUGAUUGUAGUCAAAAUCUAAGGCAGUGUCUCAUGUAUCCUAUAUGGUUAAGGCAACCUCACAGUGCAAUGCGACAACAUGUUUUCUUAAAAUGAAUUAAUUCAAGGUGGCAGGUAGUGGCUAAUUUUCCAACGUAAGCCUUUUUCAAUCACUUUAAGGAGAAUUUGUACUUAUUGUCCACACAUUUAAAGACACUUGCUAGCUCUGUUGCCUCAAGCCAUUGUUUCAAAUACCAAACUAGCUAGCUAAUUUUUGCUAGCUAGCUGUCAUCUAGGUGACAUUAGCAUUCGAGAUAUCUGAUUAAAUUUUAUGCGAGUAUCUUAAAUAUACUUAACGAAUAAAGCAAUACUACAGUGCAAAAACUCGGUUAGGCCUAAUUGCAA
Pygocentrus nattereri (red-bellied piranha) is the source of this 3846-nucleotide messenger RNA. RefSeq names its product neural retina leucine zipper (gene nrl). The transcript has 5 exons. Gene Ontology annotation, cellular component: nucleus. Bases 516 to 1790 code for a protein of 424 amino acids. Gene Ontology annotation, biological process: regulation of transcription by RNA polymerase II. The record is from RefSeq and is a predicted model, not a curated record. NCBI's taxonomy places the organism in Eukaryota, Metazoa, Chordata, Actinopteri, Characiformes, Serrasalmidae. Gene Ontology annotation, molecular function: DNA-binding transcription factor activity, RNA polymerase II-specific; RNA polymerase II cis-regulatory region sequence-specific DNA binding.